This is a messenger RNA of Anarrhichthys ocellatus (wolf-eel), 5263 nucleotides long. RefSeq names its product potassium voltage-gated channel subfamily H member 7-like. Gene Ontology annotation, biological process: potassium ion transmembrane transport; regulation of membrane potential. Gene Ontology annotation, molecular function: inward rectifier potassium channel activity. The transcript has 19 exons. NCBI's taxonomy places the organism in Eukaryota, Metazoa, Chordata, Actinopteri, Perciformes, Anarhichadidae. The record is from RefSeq and is a predicted model, not a curated record. The coding region runs from base 112 to 3837 and encodes 1241 amino acids. Gene Ontology annotation, cellular component: plasma membrane.
GUAGAUCUCCGGAAUGCCCCCGGCGUCUGAGAUAAAAUGAAGACGAAUCCUUAGUAGGGGAAGAAGGAUAAAACAGAGGGAAGGGUGUGGAGGACACAGAGCUCUCAGCUAAUGACAGGGCUACUCUGCAUCACUGCACUGACUAAUGAGCACUCCAACAAGGGAACCAUGCCUGUCCGGAGGGGUCAUGUUGCGCCACAAAACACAUUUUUGGGAGUCAUUAUCCGGAAAUUCGAAGGACAAAAUAAGAAAUUCAUCAUAGCCAAUGCCCGCGUACAGAACUGCGCCAUCAUCUACUGUAAUGACGGCUUCUGCGAGAUGACUGGUUUCUCUCGGCCGGACGUCAUGCAGCGGCCGUGCACCUGCGACUUCCUGCACGGCCAGCUCACCACCCGGCACUCGGUGGCCCAGGUGGCCCAGGCUCUGCUGGGCUCAGAGGAGCGCAAGGUGGAGAUCACCUACCACCGCAAGGACGAUUCAACCUUCCUGUGCACCACCCAUAUCAUCCCCGUGAAGAACGAGGAGGGCGUGGUCAUGAUGUUCAUCCUCAACUUCGACCACGUCCUGGAGGAAGGCAGCAGCGACUCGCUGGAUAGACUCAACCACACCUCGCCAUCCAAAGCUGACCAACGCAAAGGGAGAUUCUUUCGCUUCCGUUUCCCGGCCAUACCUCUCCUGGGCAUCAGCAAGCAGUCGCUGCCCCAGGAAGACCCCGACGCCGUCACGGUGGACUCCCCGCGCCACAGCGACGGCUCGGUGGCGACGCGCGACUACCAGCUCCCCGCCACCCGCGAGAGCUGCAGCCCCUCCUACGCCAACGACACCCGCGCCCUCAUCGGCCCCAGCCACUGCUCCACCCCCGUUUCCGGGCCCUUGGACCACUCGUCGCCCAAGGACCCCUGGGAUCGGACGUACCCGGACCAGACCAUCACCCAGACCCACCACCGGAGCAAGGAGGACACGCUCACUGCAGCGCCGUCAAUCCCAGGCCUUACUCCAACCGCCUCCAGGGAGAGUGUGUGCAGUAUUCGCAGAGCCUCCUCCGUACAUGACGUGGACGGCUUCGGGACCAACUCCAAGAUGCCGUUCAGGGACAGACACGCCAGUGAAGACAAUGGCCGCAAUAUUAAAGUGUCUCGCUCCUGGAUGGCCGGGGGGCCACUCAGCCAGAUCAAGUCCAGCCUGCUGGGCUCCACCUCCGACUCCAACCUCAACAAGUACAGCACCAUCAACAAGAUCCCCCUCAUCACGCUCAACUUCUCUGAGGCCAACAAUGACAGGAAGUGCCCCUCCCCUCCAUCCUCUGAGAAAACCAUCAUCGCCCCGAAGGUCAAAGACCGCACGCACAAUGUCACCGACAAGGUCACGCAGGUUCUCUCUCUGGGUGCAGACGUGCUGCCUGAGUAUAAGCUCCAAACACCGCGCAUGGACAAGUGGACCAUCCUUCACUACAGUCCCUUCAAAGCCGUGUGGGACUGGCUGAUCCUGCUGCUGGUCAUCUACACGGCCAUCUUCACGCCCUACUCCGCCGCCUUCCUCCUCAACGACAUCGAGGAGCAGAGGAGGCGGGAGUGCGGCUACUCCUGCUCCCCCCUCAACGUGGUGGAUCUGAUGGUGGACAUCAUGUUCAUCGUGGACAUCCUCAUCAACUUCAGGACCACGUACGUCAACGCCAACGAGGAGGUGGUCAGCCACCCGGCCAAGAUCGCCAUCCACUACUUCAAAGGCUGGUUCCUCAUCGACAUGGUGGCCGCCAUCCCAUUCGACCUGCUCAUCUUCGGCUCAGGAUCGGAUGAGACCACCACUCUGAUCGGUCUGCUAAAGACUGCCCGUCUGCUACGGCUGGUACGAGUUGCCCGUAAGCUGGACCGGUAUUCAGAGUACGGCGCUGCCGUCCUCAUGCUGCUCAUGUGCAUCUUUGCUCUUAUUGCCCAUUGGUUGGCCUGCAUCUGGUACGCCAUCGGCAACGUGGAGAAGCCUUACCUGGAGCAUAAGAUUGGCUGGCUGGACAACCUGGGGGUGUCGAUAGGAAAGAAGUACAACUACAGCGACCCCAGCUCAGGGCCCUCCAUCAAAGACAAGUACGUCACGGCACUCUACUUCACCUUCAGCAGUCUGACCAGCGUGGGCUUUGGGAACGUGUCCCCCAACACCAACUCUGAGAAGAUCUUCUCCAUCUGCGUCAUGCUCAUUGGAUCUCUAAUGUACGCCAGCAUCUUUGGGAACGUGUCCGCCAUCAUCCAGAGGUUGUAUUCAGGUACAGCCAGGUAUCACCUCCAGAUGCUCCGGGUCAAAGAGUUCAUCCGCUUCCACCAGAUCCCAAACCCGCUGAGGCAGAGGCUGGAGGAGUACUUCCAACACGCCUGGACGUACACCAACGGCAUUGACAUGAAUAUGGUCCUGAAGGGUUUCCCAGAGUGCCUGCAGGCGGAUAUCUGCCUCCACCUCAAUCAAACCCUCCUCGAGGGCUGCAAGGUGUUUCAAGGAGCCACCAAGGGCUGCCUCCGGGCCCUGGCCAUGAGGUUCAAGACCACCCACGCGCCCCCUGGAGACACCCUGGUCCACGGCGGAGACGUGCUCACCGCGCUCUACUUUGUCUCCCGCGGCUCCAUCGAAAUCCUCAAAGACGACGUCGUAGUGGCCAUCCUCGGGAAGAACGACAUCUUCGGCGAGAUGAUCCACCUGUUCACCAAGCCGGGGAAAUCCUGCGCGGACGUGCGGGCGCUGAGCUACUGUGACCUCCACACCAUCCAGAGGGAGGAGAUCCUGGAGGUGCUGGACAUGUAUCCGGAGUUCGCCGACCACUUCCUCACCAACCUGGAGCUGACCUUUGACCUCCGAGAUGAAAAGACGACUGAUUCCAACAUGGAAGACAUCGAGGGUCGAAGACGGGUGUCCUACAGGAGGAAAUCCUCCACAGGCUCCCACAACAAGGAGCCGGCGGUCGCCUACUGCGACGCCAAGCAAGGGAGGCACGUCUUCGCCCCCUCAGCAGCCGAGGAGACGAGGGAGUCCGCCGAGGAGGGGGAGGAGGAGGGGGAGGAGGAGGACGACGAGGAGGAGGGCAGGGAGGAGGAGGAGGAGCAGAGGCCCUUGUGUGCUGGUGUGCUGGGCUACCCGGUGGUUAGGGACCACACCGUGGGCGUCGGGCUGAGCGGCGCUCCAGACGCGCAGGCCGGAGACAACGUGCAGAACCAGACGUAUCAAGAGCUCCAUGCAGACGAGUGGGUGCGUCAGCGUCCCGUCGAGGGCGCGGAGGAGGCGGCCCGGUGUCGAGAGACGCCAGCCGGGGAGGACGACAGCGACACAGACCUCACCUACGGAGAGGUGGAGAACCGGCUGGACCUCCUGCAGCAGCACCUCAGCAGACUGGAGUCCCAGAUGACUUCAGACAUCCAGGCCAUCCUGCAGCUCCUCCAGAGGCAGACCACGUCCGGCCCCCCCGCCUACAGCACCGUCACCUCCAGCCCAGAGUACCAGAGGCCGGCCAUCAGGAUCCAGCCGGUGCCCGCCCUCCAGACGGAGCUCCGCCUCGAUCCUGCUCCUCCUCGGCCACAGAGCCCCGACCCAGAGAAGGCCCAGAUCAAAUCCAAAGAGACGCCCCCAGUCCUCCGCCGCACAGAGACUCUUCCAGAUGGGAACAUUGUUGGACUGCCCGAGGGCGCCCCAGAGCAAAGACACACACAAAAUGGCGUGGACUCUGUAGAGCAGCGCCACCACCAACAGCCACCGAGGUUAACAUCAGGCCGACAAGCCUCUCUACCCGACGUCCCCAACAGCUCAGGAAUGUUGGAACUCCACCGGCCAGUUUCUGACCCGUGGCUCCCAGGAAAGUAGGCCUCCCCCGAACCCUUCGACGUCCACCGACACUCUUCUCUCAAGCUUGACUCAGGGUCUAAGAAAGAGACUGUAUAUGCAAAGGAAAACAAACUGUAGACUUUCUUCCACUCCUUUUCAGAUAUUCUCCCAGCUCCCGCCCUUCCAACUCUGAUUUAGAUGUAUAAAGUCCAUUUAUACAGAGGUAUUUAUACACUAUAUUAUGACCAUAUGUUAAGUCAUCAUCUACCAUGUACAUACUUCAAAUAGAACACUGCCAGCGACACGAGGCACCUGAUGUGCUAUUUCUAUUAUGCAUGUUUUGGUUUCUUUUCUCUCUGGUCGCAUGUUCCUCACACACGCCAACACUCCCCAGGCCAUCAGGUGUGAUCUCGGCAUGCUUACAGACUACUGUAGCUAUCAAGUCUCAUUUUCUAGGACUCCUCCCUCUUUCACAGGGACAAAGCUACUUGAAACUUUUUCCGAGCCAUUUCUAUAUUCCACUCCGCGGCUUUGAAGUUCAUCUUUUAUUCGCAGCUCCAAACUCGAGAUCCGUCUGUAUAUUUAGAUGUACAUCAUGGCAGAAAUACUUUUGGUAACUCGUUGACAUCUAACCAUCCAGACCAAAAAUCAAAACCCUCAAACUUGACAGGAUGUCUUACUCGUGCACGUAAAGCAACAGGAAGCAACAUCCUGGAUCUUCGUCACAGCUGACGAUUAGUUCUUAGUUGCAUGCUUUAGGUCUUCCAUUCUCUUCUUAAAAAGAACAAUUUUGUAAAUAAAACCAAAAACAAUCUCUAGAAAGCAUCAUGAGAAAAACAAAAAGUUAGUCAUGUUUUGGGCCGAGGACGCGGCUCCGCCUCCACUAGCCUUAGCUUCAUAAGCCUGCUCUAGCCUUGACACAUUACGUCAAUCCAACGCAACAAAACCCUGCUUCUCCACACCGUCACAUGUAGACGUACUCAACCAUUUAGGUUGCAUGUGAAAAAUAAUCAUUUGUUUCCUGAAUACACGAGCUCAUGUAUUGCAUGGAGGCCGUACUCGAUUAAACUCUAAAAGGUCUCAAUGACGCGUAUCGAUCUGUAAGGUUCGGCACAUAACUCAUCGGUUUGACCUAUUUUUCUAUGUACCUCGUUGUGAAGACCUCGGUGUUAGUUAGAAUGCAGUGACCUGCUGAUGGGAAGAUGAAUGCAGAGCCUCUCAAUAUGUAGCAAGACUUCAAGCUGGAUGCUACAUGUACUGUACGUAGCUCGUCUUUAAUACUGCACACUGAUUUUCAUAUCAUUUCUGCAUCCACUUCACCCUCACUGAACGAUUCAGCUCGUUGAAAUCCAACACUUUCCUGUCAUCUGAAGCCUCUGGCUUCAUGUUGUGGCCACGCAACCUGAGACGUCGUCAUGCUGGAGAAACGGGACGAUGCAGAUGUUUCCAGCAGAGCGGGGGGGGG